Yarrowia lipolytica CLIB122 is the source of this 1293-nucleotide messenger RNA. RefSeq lists its product as uncharacterized. Gene Ontology annotation, molecular function: mRNA binding. The record is from RefSeq and is a predicted model, not a curated record. NCBI's taxonomy places the organism in Eukaryota, Fungi, Ascomycota, Dipodascomycetes, Dipodascales. Gene Ontology annotation, cellular component: cytosol. Gene Ontology annotation, biological process: mRNA splice site recognition.
AUGUCAACCAUCUACAUGGGCGACCUGGAGCCGUGGAUGGACGAAGCGGCCAUCAAAAACAUGUGGGCCCAGGUCAUGGGGCCCGACACCAACAUCAACGUGAAACUGAUACGUGAUAAAUUCACAGAUAGCAUCAACUAUGGGUUCAUCGACUUUGCUAGCCCUGAGCUCGCCGCCGCAGCCCUCAAAUUCAACGGCAAGCCCAUCCCGGGCACAGACAGACUCUUCAAGCUCGGAGAGGACAACGGAGACGGCGCUCCCGUGGAGUUCUCCAUCUUCGUGGGCGACCUCGCGCCCGAGUCCACCGAGCCAGAGCUGCUGCAAGCCUUCAAGAGCAGAUACGAGUCGUGCCGGGCCGCAAAGAUCAUGACGGACCCUGUGACGGGCCUGUCGCGAGGCUACGGCUUUGUGCGCUUCUCCAGCGAGGAAGACCAACAAAAGGCGCUGCAGGAAAUGCAAGGAUACAUGCUGGGCUCCCGGCCUCUGCGAGUCUCCACCGCCACCCCCAAAAACCGACAUCACCACCAGCCUUAUAUGCAGUUCCAGCCACAGCAGUUCCAGCCCCCGGCUCACUACCAGCAGCUGCACUCGCAGCACCCGUUCCCUCAUCAUCCCAAUGGAGCCCCCUCACAUCAGGUCCACCAGCCCUUCUACGGUGGGCCCGCACAUCCGCUCAACCAGUUCACAGACGCCAACAAUACAACUGUGUUUGUGGGCGGCCUGUCUUCGUCCGUGUCCGAAGACGAGCUGCGACAAUACUUCCAGGGCUUUGGAGACAUCACCUACGUCAAGAUCCCACCCGGAAAGGGCUGUGGUUUUGUGCAGUACGUGCAACGACAAUCCGCAGAAAUGGCAAUUACCCAGAUGCAGGGCUACCCAAUUGGAAACGGCCGAGUGCGGCUCUCUUGGGGACGGUCUCAGAGCCAACAACAGGUCCACCAUCACCAUCAGUAUAGACCCGCCCCACAGCCGCUCAUCUACCCGCAAAUGGGCAUCCCCGCCCAAAACUACGGACCCUACCAGCCUGUGUCGCCCGCACUAGCCCAUAGACACGCUGCUCCAUUGCAGACCCCUGCUAUCGGCGACCAGGAAGGCAUGUCCACCAACGCAACCACACUCGCGUACGCCGCCGGACUUCCUCCCGUGACUGGAGCCCCCGCGGCUCCCGGCGAGGACCCCUCGGAGCCCAUUCCUGUGGCUCGGCUCAAUGAGCUCUAUCUUGCUGCUCGGGACGGCCGUUUAGACCGUGUCGAGUCUGAGUCUUCGGGCUACCAUGGCGUUUACGCCCAGUAA